CGACCCACACGUUUUUUCUGCAGCUCUGAGUCCUGCGCUCAGUUGAAUAGGAGGAAGCGCUGCAUACAGACUUUUUCCUCCCUCAGAGACACACUUCCCCUCUUCACUCCAGCAUAGCUCUUCAGAAGCUGGGGGGUACGAGAAAGAGCAACAUGGAGGGCCUGUCUCUGGUUCUAGAUUUGGUUCUGCUGCUUGGACCAUCCUAUUUGUACACGUCCUCCAUUCCCAGAUAUCCUCCCUCUGCUAAUGCACCAAUGGAACUCUCCAGCAACUAUGAUAUCCCUACCAGCUCUUUUUACAAAACAGGUGAUACCGAAUCUCUAACAGAUACAGAAGAACCCCACAGAACCAUCCAACAGAUCCUUAGUUCCAGUCCUCAAAGCUCAACAGCUAAAGAAGCCUCAGAGUAUGAUAACGCCAACGAACCUGCUCAUUUACGCACCAAUGUUUCUUUCUCAGUCACUCAGUCUUUAGGUGUGAACACCAAUCCAACUGAUUUAUUGCAUCCCGCUGAGCUCAUGGCCAGUCAAGCACCUGUGUCAGAAGGAAGCAGCAUAGAGCUCCAGAGUACAUCAAGUUCAGAACAGACAGAAGCGUUCAGCGGAUCUUCUUUGAUCAGAGACCAGACUGAGUUUAGAGCCAGUAGAUUCACCAUCACCAGGGAUUCUACAGCGGAUCCACAAGUCAUAGGUGACACAGUGGCCUCCACAGAGCUGACCCAUGUCUCAUUUACAGCUAAAUCAGAGUCAGAACACAACAGCAAAUCAACAGUAUUUGCUUCACAGCCCUUCACACCCUUCACAGUACCUGCUGCAGCACACCUGAUACCUGCUUUUAUUACACAGUCACACCCUGACCCCACUGACAGUAAUGGUGAAGUAUUCCAAAAUUCCUCAUCAGCCACAAGCUCCACCCACCAUACAAAGAAAUCUUUGAGCAGGAAAACACCUAUAACUAGACUUAUGAACAUAACUGAAAUGAUGACUGCAGUAACACUGUUGAGCAAAUUUGUGACAACACGUGCAACAAAUCGUGUAAGAACACCUGUGACAACACCUGUGAUACAACCUGAAAGCACACCUGUGACAACACCUGUGACUGAACCUGCAAGCACAACUUUGAUAAAACCUGCAAUCACACCUGUGAAAACACUUGUGAUUGAACCUGCAAGGACACCGGUGACAACAUCUUUGAUAAAACCUGCAAGCACACCUGUGACAACACCUGGGACUGAACUUGCAAGAACACACGUGGCCAAAUCUGGAACCAAACCUGUCAAGACACCUAUUACCACACAUGCAACUAGACCUGUGACCACACCUGACACAACACCUAUAGCCAUUGCUGUCACCACACCUGUGACCACACCUGGAAAUGCACCUAUGAACUCAAGUAUGACCAAAUAUACAAGCACACCUGAAACUACAUCAGCAAGUACACCUAUGACCUUACUUGUGACCAUACCUGCAAGCAAACCUGUAGGUGUGGUCACAUCUACAAAUCUGGUCAGAGAUUUGGUCAAACCUGACACUAAAUCUGCAACCAAAUAUGUGAGCACAGUCAAGACUCAACCUGGGAUCACUUCCAUGAAAACACUUGUAACCCAAUCAGUGCCUACACCUGUGACAACACAAGUGGAGAUCCCUGUGACCAAACCUGGAAUAACACCUAAACCUGCAACAAUACCUGUGACUUCAUCUGAGACCAAACCUGUGACAAUACCUGUGACUUCAUCUGAGACCAAACCUGUGACAGUACCUGUGACUUCAUCUGAGACCAAACCUGUGACAGUACCUGUGACUUCAUCUGAGACCAAACCUGUGACUGUACCUAUGACUUCAUCUGAGACCAAACCUGUGAAAGUCCCUGUGACUUCAUCUGAGACCAAACCUGUGACAAUACCUGUGACUUCAUCUGAGACCAAACCUGUGACAAUACCUGUGACUUCAUCUGAGACCAAACCUGUGACAGUCCCUGUGACUUCAUCUGAGACCAAACCUGUGACAAUACCUGUGACUUCAUCUGAGACCAAACCUGUGACAGUCCCUGUGACUUCAUCUGAAACCAAACCUGUGACAAUACCUGUGACUUCAUCUGAGACCAAACCUGUGACAAUACCUGUGACUUCAUCUGAGACCAAACCUGUGACAGUCCCUGUGACUUCAUCUGAGACCAAACCUGUGACAAUACCUGUGACUUCAUCUGAGACCAAACCUGUGACAGUCCCUGUGACUUCAUCUGAAACCAAACCUGUGACAGUCCCUGUGACUUCAUCUGAAACCAAACCUGUGACAAUACCUGUGACUUCAUCUGAGACCAAACCUGUGACAAUACUUGUGACCACACCUGUAACCAACCCUGUGACAACAAUUAUGUACAAACUGGGAACCACACACAUGACCAAACCAGUAACAAAGCCUGUUACAAAACCUGUGGACAAACUGACAACCACAUCUGAAACCACUCGUUUUACCUCACCUGUGACCAAACGUCUGUUUAAAACUGUCUCAAGACAUUUAACAACACCUGCUACGGUUCGGACUACACAUGCAACAUCUGCAAAAACUGUCACAACCAUGAACUUGUCUAAAAAAACUCCUGCAAUCACACAUGGAGAUAAUCAACAGGUAGCUAAAACACCUACACCUACUUCAUUAAAUAGUUCAUCUGUAGCCAAAAGUAAGACUCAAGCUUUUACACCUUCAACACCACUUUUGGUCACUACGCCUUCUACAACAAGAAAAACGACCACAGGAACUGCCAUCAGCACAACCCUCCAGCCUCCUUUGAGUACAACUACAGUUCCAGCCACUGUUAAGGUUCACACAUCAAGGGGACCCAGAUGUUCUCCACAAGUGACAGAGAUCAGCACCAGUUCAGAGUCAGCAAUUCUCCUGUUGACCAGCACCAGUUUGUCUUGUGAAUUCAGCGCUGUCAUCAACUCACCUUCCUCACCUGGCGUCUUUCAAUGUGAGCUGAAUGGGAAAAACAGCAGCAUGUUCAUCUGCCACAUCAGCAACUUGGAACCAGGAACUCUGCACCAGGUGACUGUGAUCUCCAAGAAGGAUGGAGGGCAAAGCAGCACCUACAUGAGGACAGCUCCCUCUGCUGCAGUCCACCUGCAGGUGGCAUCCUCUUCCUCUGAGAAAAUUAAGGCAUCUUGGCAGGCUGGUGCUGGACGGUUGGAGAAAUUUAGGGUUCUGCUAAUGGACUGGAAUGGAGUUCUUCUGCAAAACAUCACUGUGAAGAAUACCACCACGUCUGUUGACUUUGAGAGUUUGGAGCCGGGUACUCGAUACACCAUCACCGUGGUGGCAGAGGCUGCAGGCCUCAAGAGUUCCACCUCCACUGAUGCUAUCACAGCGCCUGGCCUGCCAUCUGCUUUCUCCAUGUCCAUCAAUAGCCGCACUGUGCGACUCAGCUGGAAACCCCCCAGAGGAAACUUUGACAACUACAAUGCCCUGGUCCUAGAUGGCACCACCAUUCUUCUGAACCAGACUGUCAGCAAGCUAAGCAGCGAGCUUGUCAUUUCUGUUGAUACACUUGGCCUGGUGCCUGGACGCCUUUACACAGCAGAGCUCACUGUGCACUAUGGCAUUCUGGGUAACACGACACGUUGCAGCAGCAGACUGGCACCUCGGCCUGUGGAGAUGCUGCACUUGCGCCACUCUGACGAGACAUCUUUGAGUGUCCAGUGGAUUCAUCCCGUUGGACAGUGGGAUGGCUUCUUGGUGUUCCUCACAGAGGACCUCUCCACUGCUAUUUCUCAGAGGAUCCUCAGGCUGGAUGCCAGAGACUGCACCUUCACCAGCCUCACUCCAGGACGCCGUCACACUGUCACUGUGGUAACCAGAAGCGGCAACCUGAGCAGCUUAGCUUCGGUGAUGGCGUGGACCACUCCAGCUCGGGUUGGUCACAUCCAAGUUUUUAGUCUGGGCAGCACCAACAGUCUGCAGACACUGUGGGAACCAGCCUCUGGAGACCUAGACUGGUAUCAGGUUCUGCUGGUCCAUGAUAGCAGUGUCAUCAAGAAUGAGAGUGUUGGAGUGAACACCAGCCAUGUUGUCUUCCAAGAACUGAAACCAGGAGCUCUGUACAAGGUGGUGGUCACCACAGUGAGGGCCGGACUUACUUCCAAACAAGCUGUGGGAGAGGGCCGCACAGUGCCAGCUGCAGUCACAGACGUACGGGUCAGUAACAAUGGCCGGACAAAUUUUCUGACCGUGUCCUGGGGCCAGGCUGCAGGUGAGGUAGACAGUUACCUGGUGACUCUAGCAGACCAGGACAGGACGCUCCACACUGUAGCUGUCUCCAAAUCCAACCCCAGCUGCAUCUUUAAUUCGCUGGUUCCUGGACGGCUUUAUAACAUUUCCAUCACCAGCUGCAGUGGGCGCUACCAGAACAGCACCUUCAUCCAGGAGAGAACCCAGCCAGCCAUGGUGCAAAGCCCGACUGCGACCCACAGCGCGAGGGACGACUACCUGAAAGUGUACUGGCGACAUGCUGCCGGAGACCUAGACCGGUACCAAGUGUUCAUCAAACACAACAACACCCUCCUUCAGAAUAAGACACUGCCAAAGGUGCAGAGUGAGUGCGUGUUCAUGGGCCUGACACCUGGACGCCUGUACACAGUGCUGGUGAAUACCUGGAGUGGGACGUAUGAAGCCAGUGCCUCUACCUUUGGACGGACCCUGCCAGCCCCGGUUAGAUCUCUGACUCUAACAGGGUCAGGGACAAAGGAACUGUGGGUGUCAUGGCUGCCGGCUCAAGGUGACGUGGAUCACUAUGAGGUGCAGCUGCUGUACAGCGACAUGAAGGUGUUUCCACCUGUCACUCUGGGCAGCAAUGUAGGGGAGUGUGUCCUGACAUCGCUUACACCCGGACGACUUUACAAGAUUCUGGUGUCCACCUUCAGCGGUCCCAACCAGAGAGCCCACUUCAUUGAAGGCCGUACAGUUCCCAGUAAGGUAAAGAACAUCCAUGUGAGUAAUGAAGGGGGCAGCAGCACCCUGAAGGUGAGCUGGACUCCAGGACAUGGCGACGUGGACGGGUACUCUGUAUUCCUGUCCCAAGGAGACCGAGAGCUAAGUGUGCGCGUCAUCCUCAAACAGCAAAAUGAGUUGACGUUUGAUUCUCUACAGCCGGGUCAGCUGUACAGUAUCGUAGUUCAGUCUGUGAGCGGGCAGCUUAUGAACAACCACAGCGCCACUGGCCGCACAGUCCCGUUGUCCGUCACAGGGCUGCAGGUGGAUCCCCUUCAGAGCACCUGCAGCCUCCAAGUGAGCUGGCACGAAGCAUUGGGCAUUGCAGAUGGCUACAUCCUGCAGGUCCUAGAUGACAGAGGAAGCCUGGUCACAAAUGCCUCACAGCCUUUUGGACUCACACAUCACAGGUUUAAAGGCCUUGAACCAGGCAAGAAUUACCAAUUAUUGGUCCAGACCACCAGCGGAGGCAUCAACAGCCCAGGGGUCAGCAUCAAGGCUCGAACAUGGCCUGCCGCCAUCACCAGCCUGUCCAUAAAAACCAGCACCACCACCAGCUUGACCUUUCACUGGUCACCACCAGAGGGAGACUUUCAACUUUACGAGAUCUUUUUGUAUAAAAACGACAACUCCCUGCAGGAAAGUCGGCGUUUGCAGAUCAGCAGUCAGCAGUGUUCCUUUCAGGGUCUCCGUCCUGGGGCUUCUUAUCGGAUGGUGAUUGUGAUCCACAGUGGCACACAGACCAACCAGACUUCCAUGUGGGCCAGAACAGUGCCAGCCGCGGUGGUAUCUCUGAAGGCUAGCAGUGGUAACCAGUCAGACCGUCUGUGGGUGACCUGGAAUCAUGGUUGUGGGGACGUGAGCGGGUACCUGCUGUCUCUCUACAAUCCUGAUGGCUCCAAGCAGGCUGAGCAUCAGCUGGGCUCAGAUUCCACAGAGUUUGUCUUCUCAGGCCUUGUACCGGGCCGACAGUACCAAGCUGAGGUGCUGAGUCUGAGUGGAGAACUCCACAACCGAGCCAGCACCAACGGCCGGACGGCUCCUAAACCGCCCGCAUCUUUCCUGUUUGGGGGGGUCACCAACACCUCCUUGGAGAUCACCUGGAGUGGGCCCGUGGGGUCAGACUAUGAUGACUUUGACCUGCAGUGGGACCCUCAUGACCAGCUGUCUGUUGUGAACCCCUAUCACAGCCGGAUAUCCGGCAGUCGUAUCCUGACAGGACUGUUCCCUGGACGGCUUUACAGCUUCAGCCUUCGCACUGUCAGUGGGGCCACACAGCCAGGGGCCGUGGUCACCCACAGCAUCCCCAUCUACAACAGCAUCCGAACCAGACCAGGGCGAGUCCUCGGCCUCCAUUGCCGGCCCCAAAGCUCUACUUCCAUCUCCUGCUCAUGGACACCCCCAGAGGCUGAUUUUGACUCCUACAACAUUGAGUGUGUUCAUCAGGACUCCCGCACCGUUGUCUACUCUCGGCGCACUGGGAAGGACUCCACCAGCUAUGUCAUUACUCAGCUAGAUCCCCACAGACACUAUACAGUCUAUGUAAAGGUCAUCUCUGCUGGGACCACCAGCAGUGAGGUAGAGGACAGCAUAGUCACCAUGAUUGAUCGUCCUCCCGCACUCCCCAUUGGUACCCGGGUCAGUGAGAGGUCCACUGUUGUUUCCACAUGCUCCAUCUUGUUUUCGUUUAACUGCAGCUGGUUCAGUGAUACCAAUGGCGCUAUCAAGUUCUUUACUGUGGUGGUGACAGAGUCUAAGGGUGUGGAAGAUGUUCUGCCCGACCAGUAUCACCCACUACCUUCUUACAGGGACUACAUCUCCAACAGCUCCAUCAAGUCUUACCAGACCAGUUACUUCUCCAGUUACUGCUCAGAGAGCCUUGACAGCAAUGCCCAUGUCUUCAACAUCAGCCUGGGGUCAGGCAUGGAACCACUGGGGGGACCCUGUGAGCCCAGCAGUGACCUAAACCAGUUCUGUGAUGGACCACUGAAGCCCAGGACCUCCUACAGGCUCAGCAUCCGAGCUUUCACUCAGCUCUUCCAUGAAGAUUCAAAGGACAUCGGCACCUUCAGUCCUCUGUUCACAGACACGUAUCUGUCUCUGCCCAUUGUCACUGAGACUGAAAGUCUGAACGGGGUGAUUGGAGGCAUCAGCGCUGGACUUUUCCUCAUCGCAGUGGUCGUGGUUAUCACCGCUCUGUUGGUUUGCAGGCGCAGGGUUGGCAGAGUGGGUGAGGAGAGGCCUGUUUUUGGAAUGAGUCAGAGAAGAGAGAGACUUAGUACAGGAACCCAGCUGGGUAUCAGAGGAAACAGAAGAACCUCUAGCAGUCCCAUCAGGAUCAUGAACUUUGAGUCCCACUUCAACAAACUGCAAGCAGACUCCCACUAUCUUCUCUCAGAAGAGUAUGAGGACCUGAAGGAUGUUGGUCGGAAUCAGCCUCUGGACUCAGCACUGCUGCCAGAGAACCGUGGGAAGAACCGGUACAAUAACAUUCUUCCCUAUGACUCCACCAGGGUGAAGCUCUCCUAUGUGGACGAUGAUCCCUGUUCAGACUACAUCAACGCAAGCUACAUCCCAGGCAAUAAUUUUCGCCGGGAGUACAUUGCCACACAGGGUCCACUGCCAGGAACUAAAGAUGAUUUCUGGAAGAUGGUGUGGGAACAGAACGUCCACAACGUGGUCAUGGUCACGCAGUGUGUGGAGAAAGGCAGAGUAAAGUGUGACCACUACUGGCCCUUUGAUCAGGACCCGCUGUACUACGGAGAUCUGAUUGUGCAGAUGCUUUCAGAGUCGGUGCUGUCAGAGUGGACGAUCCGAGAGUUCAGAAUCUGCAGCGAGGAGCAGCUUAGCUUCAGCCGUUUGGUUCGGCAGUUUCAUUACACGGUGUGGCCCGAUCACGGCAUUCCUGACAACACCCAGUCCCUCAUCCAGUUUGUCCGAACAGUGCGGGACUACGUCAACAGGUCACCUGGUUCUGGUCCCACUGUGGUCCACUGCAGUGCGGGAGUUGGCCGUUCAGGGACUUUUAUUGUCUUGGAUCGAGUGCUACAGCAGCUGGAUGUCAGGGACACAGUGGACAUCUACGGGGCUGUAUUUGAUCUGCGACUCCACCGCUCACACAUGGUGCAGACUGAGGGUCAGUACUCUUACCUUCAUCACUGUGUUCGAGAUGUCCUGAGAGCCCGGAAGCUGCGCAAUGAGCAGGACUGCCUCCAUACCCCCCUGAGAAUAUAAAUCCAGAGAUGGUGAGGCAGCCCACCUGCUGAGACGCUGCAGAGAAAAACCUUCAUAUUUUUAUUUUCAUAUGCACACAUGUUCAUGUGUUUUUGUCUGCACUAAACCUUUCACUUAUUUAUGUUCCCUGUGAAAAAGUGGCAAUGCGUUACUUUCCUGUGUGACUGCACUCACUUCAGUCAGCAUAAAGUACUUUCUUUCAGCACUGUCCUGUGUAGGUGUGUGUAUUCGUGUGGGUGUGUGGGUGUGUGAGGGUGCGCACUUCGGUGUGAUUGUAAUACAAACAAUAGUGUCUGAAGCUCAAUAAAUACACAGCACGUGAACAGA
Oryzias latipes (Japanese medaka) is the source of this 8543-nucleotide messenger RNA. Its product is annotated as receptor-type tyrosine-protein phosphatase beta. Gene Ontology annotation, biological process: angiogenesis; peptidyl-tyrosine dephosphorylation involved in inactivation of protein kinase activity. Gene Ontology annotation, molecular function: cadherin binding; protein tyrosine phosphatase activity. Gene Ontology annotation, cellular component: signaling receptor complex. The record is from RefSeq and is a predicted model, not a curated record. Lineage: Eukaryota; Metazoa; Chordata; Actinopteri; Beloniformes; Adrianichthyidae.